Molecule: messenger RNA, 1239 nt
Organism: Phytophthora sojae
Lineage: Eukaryota; Oomycota; Peronosporomycetes; Peronosporales; Peronosporaceae
Exons: 1
Coding region: 1-1239 (412 amino acids)
Source: RefSeq, a predicted model, not a curated record
AUGUGGCACUCCACGCUCGUUCUCCUCCUCUUGAUAUGCGUCUGCGCGGCGCAGAGCGACUCGGACUCGUCCAGCGGGUCCGCUAACCCCGUCGACAUGCUCUCCACGAGUGGCAGCACCGACGACGUGUACAACGUCUGCCCCGUUGUCGUCGGCUUCACCGAGGAGCAGGAGAACCUCUCGGACGAGGAGCUCAAGGCCAACGCCGCCGACGCCGCCAUGUCCGCCUACCUGCUGAGCCACCCGAACAACACGCUGUGGGACUACUUCAAGAUCGAGCACAAGCAGAAGAAGGAAAUGAACAAGCGUCUGCCGCUCAAGCAGCGCAUCAAGAACGCGAUCAAGGGCGUCGUCGACUACACGGCCAACACGGUCAUCGACCUGGCGCAGGACAUCGCGGACGCUAUCAAAUGGAUCGUGAACACUCUCCGCGACCCCCUCGUCGGAAUCAAGCAAGUCACCACCUUCUUCAAGACGUUCGGCCAUAACGUCAAGUCGCUCUGGACGCUCUUCAAGGAGGACCCCAAGGAGACGGCCGAGAACAUGGGCGGCGGUCUGCUCCUGCAUAUCACGCACCACCCCGCUGAGUUCACUGCCGAGACGGUUCUUACGGUUAGCGCUGGUUUCGCCGUGAUCGGUGGCCUCAUGGCUGGUGUCGAGGCGGUCUUCGGCGGCAUGAGCAACGUCAUCUCCAACGUCCUCAUGUCCGUCCUCAUGUUCCUGCACGCCAUCGACGACCCGAUCUACAUCGUCACGCCCCUUGUCAACUCCCUCGUCGACACCGCCGGCGCCAUCAACACUAGAAGCAACUCGUCCUCCACGAACGCCACCUCUAAUGUGCUUACCAUCGACCCUAUCAAGCCCUUGAAGGCCUGCAAGAUCCCCAAGCAGUACCGCCCGGUGUUCUCCUCCCGCGACCUGUGUCUGAGCUCCCCCGCUCAGGUCCGCGAGCUCAUCUUCGGCACGGCCAAGCGCGCGAUCAAGAUGUCCACCCAGGAGCGGAUUGCCGCCUACAACCACUUCCACGACUUCGUAUGCUGCUACCUGCAGGACCAGGAGUUCGAGGUGAACGCUCCGGAGAUGGACUCGACCGCGUUCGAGGCCAAGCUCGUCGCGACGCCCGUCAAGAUGCGCAACUGCACGCAGCUCUUUGCCAACUACAGCGACGAGACGGUGUGGAGGUUUUCCGGAAGCGCGAACCUUGACGAUGAUCUCGACGAUGACUCCAACAACGAAUAA